Messenger RNA from Merops nubicus (carmine bee-eater), 252 nucleotides. RefSeq names its product mitochondrial ribosomal protein S26 (gene MRPS26). The record is from RefSeq and is a predicted model, not a curated record. Gene Ontology annotation, cellular component: mitochondrial small ribosomal subunit. The transcript has 2 exons. NCBI's taxonomy places the organism in Eukaryota, Metazoa, Chordata, Aves, Coraciiformes, Meropidae. The annotation marks the transcript as partial.
GAGAGACUUAGGCAGGAAGAGGAGGAGCAGAAGAGGCACAAGCUGCAGGCCCUGGAGAAGGCAGCUGUGAAGUUGGAGGCUUUCAUGAAGGAGAAGGAGAAGGAAGUUCUCCAGCUGCAGGAGGAAGCCAAAACCUUCAUCACCCCUGAGAACCUGGAGGCCCGGAUCGAGGAGUGCCUGGACAGCCCCCACAACCCCAACUUCGCCAUCGACAGGGAGGGGCGGGUGGCCCGGCGCACCCCGCUGCCCUAG